Frankliniella occidentalis (western flower thrips) is the source of this 5298-nucleotide messenger RNA. Its product is annotated as ATP-binding cassette sub-family C member 10. The record is from RefSeq and is a predicted model, not a curated record. Gene Ontology annotation, cellular component: membrane. Gene Ontology annotation, biological process: transmembrane transport. Gene Ontology annotation, molecular function: ATP binding; ABC-type transporter activity; ATP hydrolysis activity. The transcript is spliced from 28 exons. Lineage: Eukaryota; Metazoa; Arthropoda; Insecta; Thysanoptera; Thripidae. Bases 140 to 4789 code for a protein of 1549 amino acids.
GUUUGUUUAGGAGGGAAGGGGAAGGGGUUGUUGUUCGAAGUGUCCCCCUCAGCUGAUGCUGAUGUGCCGCUUUAAUUUUUUGAGAUACUUUUCUAAUGGAUGACGCUGAUAGGGGGCUAGUUUUCUUCUCAAAGUCACAAUGAACUCGUCAACAAGACCCAGCUCAGUGAGCUGGGUUUUCAAAUGGAAUUGGGAUGAGAUGUGUGGACCAGAUGGCCUUGUUGUCUGGUCUACAUCACACAAGGAUCUUGGAUUAUGCUUUCAAGAGCUGUGCAUGAAGGUUCCAACAUUGACGUUACUAGCUGCUGUGUCAGCUUUUUACUGUGGAAGCCAGGACAGAUGGGUUGUGAGAGACAAAAAUAUGAUAAGAGUGAUCUUUGUGCGCUCAGUAAUAGCUAUGGCUCUUGCUAUUGAGCCCAUUAUUAGAGUCUGUAACAAGAUAAAUGAUGCUCCCACAGCCCUACAUCCUGUUGAUUAUCUCUUAUAUGCAGUUGAAAGUUUUGCUUGGUUGGUGCACUUUGGGUAUAUUCUUGCCUUAAGACAUCGCUUGGGAGUAAGCCCCAGAGGACCUAUAGUUGCGUGUGUCUUGUGGACACUUAUCUUUGUAUUCAAUAUUGUGUCAGUUCGUUCUUUAGCAAGAAUAAUACGAGAAGGAAAUGCAUCUCAGUCAGUUUACAUUGAUUAUUAUGCAGAUUUGAUUAAUUUGUGUACACAUUUUCUUUACCUUUGUACACUUUUACCUGGGAGAGGAGGUACUCAUGCUGCUUAUAACAGAAUGUACACGGAAUAUUAUCAACGGGUUAUUCAGAGUGAUGAGAGACAAGGACUUUUAAGCUCCCGCCAUGCCUACAGUGGGUUCAGAGAAGAACAAGAACCUGGCUACCUUGGGGUUGCCAUGGAAGACUCAACAUUCUCAUCUCGCUUGUUUUUUCACUGGGUACGACCACUGAUGGUAAAAGGUGUAGAGGGGCAACUACAUGAUGUAGAUGAUCUCUUUGAUUUGCCGGAAGACCUUACACCGUCGUACAUACAUGCUCAACUUGAGCAGGCAAUUGGGCGUUCAAGUGCCCUUAAUUCAGAAAAGACUAGCUUGAGCUCAGGACAGUAUGGCUAUGGCAGUGUGCAGGGUCCUUCCUCCUCCCUUCAAGCAUCACUCGCAGCUCCACAACAAGUUGAAGAUGUGCAUGUUGUCUCUUCUCCAGUGUCUUUAUUAAGGGCUUUACAUUCUUGCUUUGCUUGGGAAUUUUACAGUGUUGGGGUCAUAAAAUUCCUUGGAGAUGCUGUAGGUUUUGCCUCCCCUCUCUUGUUGAACUUACUUGUUAAAUUCAUAGAAUCUAAAUCAGAGAGAAAAGAAGAUGGAUACUUCUUUGCUCUAGGCCUUUGUCUUACAGCCCUUAUUUCUGCUCUCUGCAAUGCACAUUUUAAUUUCUUGAUGGCAAAAGUUGGAAUGAAGAUUCGUUCAGCUAUCAUCACCCUUGUCUACAACAAAAUUCUCACUCUGAGCACAAAAUCUUUUUCUCUCUUCAGCUCUGGAGAAGUUGUUAACUUUAUGAGUACUGACACUGACAGAAUAGUGAAUUCAUGUCCCAGCUUUCACGCCUUAUGGAGUAUUCCCCUUCAGCUCGCUGUAACAUUUUACCUUCUCUAUACUCAAGUGGGCUUAGCUUUCUUAGCUGGAGUAUGUUUUGCUGUUGUUUUAAUUCCAAUAAAUAAAUUAAUUGCCAUGAAAAUUGGUUCACUAAGCUCAAAGAUGAUGGAAAAGAAAGAUGAACGAGUUGAAAUGUGUUCUGAGGUUUUGCAAGGAAUGCGAACUAUAAAAAUGCAUGUUUGGGAAGAACACUUUCUGACCAAAAUUUUACGCAUAAGAGAAAGUGAACUGUAUUUUUUGAAAGGGAGAAAAUACCUUGAUGCCAUGUGUGUGUUUUUUUGGGCAACCACUCCUGUCAUGAUAGCACUUCUUACCUUCGUUUGCUAUUCACUCCUUGGAGGUCAGCUUACUGCUUCACGAGUCUUUACAACUAUUGCACUUUUGAACAUGCUGAUUGCACCUUUGAAUGCAUUCCCCUGGGUUUUGAACGGAUUAGUUGAAGCUUGGGUUUCUGUUGCUCGAGUUCAGAAGCUCAUAACACUUCCAGAUCUAGAUCUUCAUGAAUUUUACCAUCCCCUUCCCAUUGAUAAUGAUAAUAUUGCCAUUGUGGUUCGAAACGGGAAAUUUGAGUGGGGAAAUGAAAAAUCACAAGAUAGGUUCCAAUUAAAUGAUGUGAACUUCACCAUCCUUAAGGGUCAGUUAAUUGGUGUGAUUGGGGAAGUGGGCAGUGGGAAAUCUACACUUUUGGCAUCCAUACUUGCUGAGCCAGAGAAACAGUCUGGUGUGGUGGCUGUGGAUAAUUCUGAUCAAGGCUUUGCUUAUGUGGCCCAACACCCUUGGCUCCAGCGGGGCACUAUCCGAGAUAAUAUCUUAUUUGGCAAACCAUUUGAUCAACUGCGUUACAGAUCUGUUUUGGAUGCUUGUUGUCUUGAGGAUGAUCUGCGUACCCUUCCUAAAGGAGAUCUUUGUGGUAUCGCUGAAGGUGCUACAAAUUUAAGUGGUGGUCAGAAAGCUAGAAUAGCAUUAGCAAGAGCUGUUUAUCAGGACAAAGCAAUUUAUAUUUUUGAUGACAUCUUAUCAUCUGUUGAUCCUCCAGUGGCAAAUUUGAUUUUUGAUAAGUGUAUUCGUAAGCUAUUAAAUGGACGUACUCGUAUUUUGUGCACACAUUACGCUCAGUGCUUACGCUACGCAGAUGUUGUUAUGAAAAUAUCAGCUGGACGAAUUGUACAUAUGGGAUCGCCUUCAGAUGUUCUUGCUGAAGAAAUGGAAAAUCUUGCUCUUCUCGAUUCUGAUAGUAUUCCAUCAGGAAGUAAAGAGGGCACCAGAAUUACUAGGGAUGAAGAUAUAAUCUCAGAACAAGAGGAUGACAUUCUUUUGAAUGAACAUCGAGAAAUUGGAACAGUGCAAUUGAAAGUAUAUGGAGCUUACUGGAGAGCGUUAUCUCCUUUUUUAUCCAUUGCAAUAUUUAUAUCUCUUAUUCUCAUGCAAUCAACUAGGAAUCUUUCUGAUUGGUGGAUGUCUUAUUGGGUAUCUCAUAAUAGCAGUAAUCCUCUAGGAAAGAACACAGAAUUCAAAGUUGAUGUGGAAAGACUUGUGGCAUCGAACAUCUCAACACCUGAGCUGACAAAUAUCUCUUUCUAUCUUACUGUUUAUGGUACUAUUGCUGGUCUGAACUCAUUCUUUACGCUUCUUAGAGCCUUCUUGUUUGCCUAUGCUGGUAUUCAUGCAGCCACAGAACUUCAUAAACAGUUGAUAAAGACACUCAUGCGAGCAAAGAUAUUUUUCUUUGAUAUAUCCCCUUUGGGUCGAGUUCUGAACCGCUUGUCUUCUGAUACAUACACUGUUGAUGACUCAUUGCCUUUUAUACUAAAUAUUUUACUGGCACAAUUUUUUGGUUUGCUUGGAACUAUGUUUGUUACAAUUUAUGGGCUGCCGUGGCUUUGUUUGGUUCUUAUACCGUUAAUACCAAUUUACCACUGGCUUCAAGAACAGUACCGCCAAACAUCUCGAGAACUAAAACGCAUAUCAAGUGUAACACUUUCUCCUGUGUAUUCUCAUUUUAGUGAGUCCAUGCUUGGACUGGCCACCAUACGUGCUUUCCGGGCUAGUUACAGAUUUAAACGUCAAAAUGAAAAUUUUCUGGAUUGUAAUCAAAGAUCAGUUUUAUCAUCUCAGGCUGCAUCGCAGUGGCUUGGCCUCCGUCUUCAAUUAAUGGGAGUUGCCAUAAUCAGUGGGGUUGGCAUGAUUGCUGUUAUACAACAUCAGUUUAAUGUAGCGGACCCUGGUAUUGUUGGCUUGGCAAUUGCAUAUGCACUUUCUGUAACGAGCAUGUUAGGUGGUGUUGUCAAUGCGUUUACCGAAACUGAGCGUGAAAUGGUAGCUGUUGAACGAGUUCAUCAAUACAUUACUGACAUUCAAUGUGAAUCACAAAAGCCAGGAUUGCAACCAGCUCCAUAUGCAUGGCCACCACAAGGGGUGGUUCAGUUUCAAAAUGUCAUAUUAAAAUAUAGGGAUCACCUUGCACCGUCAUUGAAAUGUAUAACUUUUCAAACAAGACCCUCUGAGAAAGUUGGAGUUGUUGGUAGAACUGGUGCAGGAAAGAGUUCCCUUAUCGCAGCAUUAUUUCGGCUUGUUGAAAUCUCAAACGGAUGUAUUCUUAUUGAUUCCAUAGACAUUUCUAAUAUGAGUCUGCACAGUCUGAGACGGCGAUUAGCUGUCAUUCCACAAGACCCAUUUCUGUUUGCUGGGUCUGUAAGAGACAACAUUGAUCCACUCAAAGAGUAUAGUGACCAUGAGGUGUAUGAUGUCCUGAACCGGUGUCAUAUUGUGGAUGUUGUAAGGAGAAUGGGAGGUCUCAAUGCUCAGGUCGGACCUGGAGGCUCCUUUUUCUCUGCUGGACAGAAACAACUGCUUUGCCUUACUAGAGCUAUACUACACAACGCAAAGAUUCUUUGUAUUGAUGAAGCAACAGCUAAUGUAGAUCAUGAAACUGAUCGUCUCAUCCAAAAAACAAUAAGAGCGUCUUUUGGGAAGAGUACUGUAAUUACUGUUGCUCAUAGAAUUGAAACAAUCAUGGAUUCUGACAGAGUUCUUGUUCUAGGAGGAGGAGAGGUUCUAGAAUUUGAUAGCCCUGAUAAAUUGAUGGAGGAUAAAACUUCACAUUUUUACCGUCUUGCUUCACAUGGGCAAGAAAGGAGUUAAGUUUUUCUGAUACUCCUGCUUUCUGUGAUUUAAUAUGUUCCAAAGGUUUUAAUUAGGAGCUCAUGAAUUGGCUGAGCAAAUUGAUACACAUUUACUGAGAUACAGUUGAGGAAUGUGAGAAGAUCUGCUGCAAUGUUGGCCCUUUCAAUCGAUAUUGACAUUGCACUUUGGCUGUGAAUUUAUCCUAUUUGUUAUGAACAUGUUCUUUUAACUUAAAAUUUUCUUUUACAUUAGUUCUUUUUACAUAUUCUAUAUAUAUCUAGUGUAUUGUCAUGUAUGAACAUUGGUAUUAGAUUGAUUUAACAAUUCCUACCUUGGUGUGUUAUAUAUUCAUGUAACAUUUUAAUUCUGAGCUGAGAGGUUUCAUUAAUAAUGAGAAGUGUUUAGUUCGCUCUCUGGAUACAACUACUGUAUGUCCUCUUUUUGUAGAUUUUGUAGGUAAUGUGUAAAGCUUGUCUUUAAGUAAAGUAGGAAACCAAACAUCAAAAUAAAACAAUAGAGAUAAAAUA